AGGGAGUGUAUAGGCAUCUGAUGUUUGCUGACUCCUAAUUACCCCACAGAGGUGGGGCUUUGAAGGCUGCAAGGAGUGACCCAGCAGUAGGUCCAGCUUUUCAUCCUUAUCAAACAUUUCUAACAAUUUUGCUGACGAGCAGUAAGAGUGAUUGAUUUGAGCUUUAAAUGUCAUAGCUUCCCUCAACCUGGAUUCUUGAGGACCUGCCAAGCAUUGUUGUAACUCUAAGUGAGCCAAGAGUCAGCCCGCCCUGUGUGUGUAAAUGUUCCUGUCUGUAGGAGGCUGUCCUGGCCCAGCAGUGUAGAAGAGAACGAGGCCGCUCCGUGAGGUGCCAGAGUGGCUGGGUGGCCAGCUGCGGUGUGGAUGAGAAAGGAGGAACAGGUGGUGAUUUUCUGCUGCAGCCGGUAGAACGACAUGACAUGACUACCCUAAGUCUGCCCCUGAACAUACGCCGAGGCGGGUCGGACACCAACCUCAACUUUGAUGUACCAGAUGGCAUCCUGGACUUCCACAAGGUCAAACUAAGCGCAGACAGCCUGAAACAAAAAAUUCUUAAGGUAACAGAGCAGAUCAAAAUCGAGCAGACAUCGCGUGACGGGAACGUUGCUGAGUAUCUGAAACUAGUCAGCAGCGCCGACAAACAGCAGGCCAGCCGUAUCAAACAAGUCUUUGAGAAGAAGAAUCAGAAAUCGGCUCAUUCCAUUGCCCAGCUGCAGAAGAAGUUAGAGCAGUACCACAGAAAGCUCAGGGAGAUUGAACAGAAUGGAGCCUCCAGAAGCUCAAAGGACAUUUCCAAAGACAACCUGAAGGACAUCCAACACUCUCUGAAAGACGCCCAGGCCAAGUCUCGAACUGCCCCGCACAGCAUGGAGAGCAGUAAGUUGGGCAUGCCAGGGGUCUCCCUCACUCCACCUGUGUUUGUCUUCAGUAAGUCUAGAGAGUUUGCCAAUUUGAUCCGAAAUAAGUUUGGCAGCGCAGACAACAUCGCUCACUUAAAAAAUUCCUUAGAGGAGUUUAGGCCUGAAGCAAGUUCCAGGGGCUACGGCGGCAGCGCAACCAUCGUGGACAAACCCAAGUAUGGCAGCGACGACGAGUGUUCGAGCGGCACAUCGGGCUCGGCAGACAGUAAUGGGAACCAGUCGUUCGGGGCCGGUGGAGCAGGCACACUGGACAGCCAGCGGAAGCUCACCAUGAUCGUGGAGAAAUUGAGGGAGAUCAAGGAUACCCAGGCACAGCUGGCUGAGGACAUCGAGGCGCUGAAGGUGCAGUUUAAGAGAGAAUAUGGUUUUAUUUCUCAGACCCUGCAAGAGGAGAGAUACAGGUACGAGCGACUGGAAGACCAGCUCCAUGACCUGACGGACCUGCAUCAGCAUGAGAUGGCCGACCUGAAGCAGGAGCUGGCCAGCAUCGAGGAGAAGGUGGCCUACCAGGCCUAUGAGCGCUCGCAGGACAUCCAGGAAGCCUUGGAAUCCUGCCAGACUCGCAUUUCGAAGCUGGAGCUGCACCAACAGGAGCAGCAAGCUCUGCAGACGGACACAGUGAACGCCAAAGUUCUCCUGGGGAAGUGCAUCAACGUGGUCCUGGCCUUCAUGACUGUCAUCUUGGUGUGCGUGUCUACCAUCGCAAAGUUUGUCUCACCCAUGAUGAAGAGCCGCUUCCACAUUCUUGGCACCUUCUUUGCUGUGACUCUUCUUGCAAUAUUUUGUAAAAACUGGGACCAUAUUCUGUGUGCCAUAGAAAGGAUAAUAAUACCCAGGUGAAGCCACUGGUUCCUAUCUUGAAGUUUGUAAAGAGAACUCUGAAUUUUACCAAAUUUUAAAAUGAACAGUCGUGCCAACUGAAGAUUGCCGGAAGGCCUGGGCUGUGUUGUAAAUAACUACAAUUCUCUUUAACACGGUAGCAGUCACCAGCUCAGUCCUCAGUCCCUGUGCUGGUUAACGUGCGUCUGGUUCAGAAGCUCACCCACACUGCUCACUGCCUUAAUCGGACCAGAUUCCCCACCUGCCUGACUCUCCCAGUGUGGUAGACCUCUGAUUGUUGAGCACUUGGCAUAAUUAGCAGCUCAGAAGAAAAGGGAAGUUCAGUCUCUCUCUCAAGUCUCUAUCAUCAAAAUUGAGCUCACCAUUGUUAGUGGCCAUGCUUUCCCCAGGUCCCGUAAGCAGCACGGGUGCAGCACAAAUCAGAGAAGGAAAGAGGCCCAGGCACUGACUGUGUCGAACACUCAGGGCUGAUGGAAGUGCAGGACACCCCCGUGUGAUCCACCCUGAUGGUCUGCUGUUGGCCGUAGGUCCUGCAUGUGCCCAGUGUCCACAGUGGUCAUUUACGUGUGAUUCUCUGUGACAUGGAAAUCUUAUUUUAUACCAUGUAUUCACCCAAAGUCUAACUUAGUUGCUCUGUUGCACUUUAAAUGGUAAGCCACGAGGGUGUGUGAAUGAGGCUUCUGCCUUCUCAUGUCCUCGGAGCCACGCCCCUGAUGGCAUCCUAACCGGCUGCCAAAUGCCCAGCCUCCAAAGCACAGAAAUGCUUCCAGUCCCUCAUCAGACUGCAGCUGUAACAUGGGGGUCCUCUGAGCACUGCUCUGGAGGUUUGUGACUCCACACAUUUGGUUUUGAUAAUCCCCCAUGGGGGUGUGGUUCACUUUAUUUGCAGGUCUGUGAGGGGUUGGGAAUCUCCCUCAGUAAAUGAAAACAUAUGAUGCUCGUGUUGUGGGGUUUUUUAUUAAGAAGGAAAACUGCGUCAUAGUUUCUAAAGUUGAAGUGCACUAAGGUAGGAACACUGGAAGCAGGAGGAAGUAUGACAUGUCUGACUGGAUGGCAGCUAGAUGGGUGGGAGCCGUUCACCUGGAUGAAGACUGAGAGGGUCCGCUCGGGACCCUGAAUAAAUUAGAUGCCCUGUCUGAGCCAGUGUUGCCAUCUGUCUUCUAGGAUCUCACUGAAAGUAAGUCCUAGGAUAACAGUGGCCACAUUUCCCACAUUCCCAGGAGGGCAGCGUCUUUGGCCUAUUUGGGGGACAUGUGACACUGCCCAUUAAAUCUGUCCCUCUGUCCACAUGAAAGGAAACUGCUCUCUAGGCCCCCCCCACCUUCAUCAUCUGAGGCAUAAAGAUGGGUGUUGGUGUACAUUUCUUCCAGAAAAUGUCAAGUGAUCUGGAUUUGAAUUAAGUGCAAUGUUCUGCAAACAGCUGCUUUUAGGGAAAUCUCCUGAAAAAAUGUGACGGUGAACCACGAUUUCAGAGAGCAGAGUCUUCAGGCACUUGGUGCAAGACUGAGGUGUGAGUCUCACAACACAACCUUUUUGCUUUUUUAUGGUUGUAAUGCAGUGAUUUUAAUCAGUUCACAAACUUAUACAGCUCUCACUAUCACCUAAUUCCAGACACGACUUUUUAAGACAAUGAACACAGUUUCAUGAAAUCAUUGGCUGUGAAGUAUUUCGGAUUCAGGAAAGGGGGAGUUACGAGUCUCACCUGCAUCUCAUGGCUGUCUCCUGUCCCCGGCAGGCUCUCCCUGGGUCUGCCAAGUUCACUGUAAAUACACUGUGAUCCAUCAAAUCCAGGGGACAAAGACAGGUUCCAGGUCCAGGGAAGACAGCGAGAGAGCAUGGUGCACUUCCUUCUGCAUUUAUAUUUCAAUGGCCAGCAUCCCUCUCUGCCUGUGGGCAUCAGCCUCCGUGGAGGCUGAGGGCUGGGUGUAAUGUACAUACUUGCAUCCAGCUGGGUCCUGGGUGGGCCCCUCUUGAUGUCUGUGAACCCUUCUGCAGCACUGUGACAUACCAGGGCCUGGGGUGGGUGUAGGUGCUGUUGGUAGUUCAGCAAGAAUGGGUGAGAGCUCCAGCCCUGAGCCAAGGGUUCUGGGGCGUCUAGGAAGACACUAGCCUCCUCCCGCCACCACAUGCCACUGCAUGGCUCAGCCCAGCACAUUGGCUGCGACACUUCCCAGACCUGCGGUCAGUGUGUGCUCCCCAGUGAGAGAGGUGAAGGAAGUUGGGGAGCUGCGCACUCCAACCCCUGCAGUCUGGAGCAGCGGGCAAGCUGCAGGGACUGGCUGGUCUGAACCGGCGUAGUGCCUAAAUCAUUGCACCUCACUGUGAGUUUUGUGUUUCUUUACAGAGUUCCUAUUUUUGGUGAUUCUCAUUAGACAAUGGAUUAGCUUGGAUCUCACUUGGAUAUGCUUAACCUACACAGCAUAUUUAUUUUAGAGUUUUGUUGAAAGUUCAUGAAGCUUUCCAAUAGAUGGUACACCCGCAGGGUGCAUUUACUCUGCAGUUUAUUAUUCUCUUCUUGAGGAAUCAACCCUCCCACUGCCUGUGUUCUGCACUGCAGAGGGAAAAUAAAUAAAAUGUUACUUAAGUAUACAAUUAAAAUAGUGCUCAAGCUAUGCCAUGUCCUGGAACUGGAUAUUUAAUUUACAUUGAAGCCAACCAGUCCCUUUUCCCCACCUUGCAUUGGCAGUAAAGGCCUUCUGCCUUCCUCCUGAAGCCAGGUGUGGGAUGGCUGAGCACCUGCCCAUCCAUGAACUCACUGAGUCAUUUCAGAUACCAGACAUGGCAUUCUAGCCCUGGGAUGUUUGGUGACAUUAUUUUAAUGAUUGCCAGGAUAAUGAUAGUUUGCUGAGGAGAAAACAAAAACCCUUAUGGGUUUUGAAUUGGCUAUUCCAGCUUAUAUUUUGAGUAUGAUUAAGCCAGAGCAGAACACUAUCCCCCCCAAAAUAAACAAAUUUAAAGCCACAACAAAGAGGCAGUCAAUAAAAGUUCUGCAUUGCUGAUCUGGGACAGUGAACGUUUCUUGCCCGGGCCACUUCACUUACGUGCUCGCUGUGGUCCCCUGGCCCUGAUAUCGGAACCCCCUCCUCACUUCCUGCUGUUGUCCCUCUCGGCCACUUAGCAUCCCUGUGUGUUUAGCCCCUCUCCUGCUUUGUCGUUCUUGUUUUCACUGAAAUACUGCCCCGUGGAGUAUGCGCAUCGCCCUUCCAUUCUUCUAGCUUGUGAGGUUUCGGUGACAGUGCUGGGAACUGGCUCCCCUGGGGCAACUAAUUACUUUUGUCCUUUCUGUUCGGAUUUUAAAUACCAAAUAAUUUUGUAUUGAAUGGGAACAUUUCUUUUGCACUGAAACCAAAUAUAGUUGUAUCGGUUUGGAAAAACAUUUAAUUAUACUUAUUAAUAUGAAUGUGAGUAGUUAAAUAAACCUAUUUUGCAUAUUUGCAUAAUUUUGAGGGUCCAGUGGUAGGACAAAGUGGCAUUAUUUAAAAUUCAGGGCUUUAUCUGGAGCGAGGUAUUUCAAGAAAUUUAGCGUAUGUGCUAAGGAAAGAGUUGAUCUAAAAAAACAACAAGUCACUGAAAACAGUGAGAUUGGCCUGUUUACCUCAGAAGUAGUUACAAAGUUCAAGAAAAUGGUAUAGUUAAUAAGUAUUUAAAACCCAUAAGAUAUAAAGCAGAAUUAACCUAUAAUUUUCUAAAGUCACUACGAUUUCUCUGUUUCUAAGAAGCUGGAAAGUAAUGUACCCGCAUUGUUUUAAGAAUGAUUUAUGUGUGGCCAUUUUAAUUUAUGUAUUUAAAGCAUGUCUUGCUGUGUUUGUCCUAAGAGAAAUGUUUCAACAAAAUGUGCUGUGUGUUAAUGUGUAAGCAGUAGAUAGUGGCUCUGAAAGUAAAAACUGGGGAUGUUUAUUGUGUGAUCCGUCACAUCGUUUCCAUUGUGUGGGUAACUAUAUUCAUGUCAGCUUAAAAUUGGAAGUUCUCUGCAGAUCACCCCAUUCAAAGCAGGUGCCAUUAUUUUUUUUAAAUAAACACUUGAUGUUAGCUUUGAUGGUAAAUAAAGAGCUAGAUUUCUUAAAUUUUCCCAUUUGUCAUUAUCAACAGCA
Molecule: messenger RNA, 5851 nt
Organism: Artibeus jamaicensis (Jamaican fruit-eating bat)
Lineage: Eukaryota; Metazoa; Chordata; Mammalia; Chiroptera; Phyllostomidae
Gene: TMCC3
Product: transmembrane and coiled-coil domain family 3
Exons: 4
Coding region: 420-1760 (446 amino acids)
Cellular component (GO): endomembrane system
Source: RefSeq, a predicted model, not a curated record